AAGAAAAAGAACAAAAGCAAGAAAAAAAUUGCCAGCCAGAGGCCCAGAAUAGCCAGUUCAUCCUUUCUUAGUAUCUUUACCCACAAAGACCCAACACAUCGCUUUCUAUUCUUCCAUGCAUGCCUUCUCCUUUCUCCUUUUUGGAUUCAUAAAGCUUUUGACGCAUUGAUUACUUUCUGGGUUUGAAGAUUUUCAGGGCGUCCAGCCCUGGAACCCAGGAAAAAUGUACUCUGGGAUCCAUCUGAUCGAUGGUAGCGUCGGCCAUGAGAGUUUGCCUGGAUCUCUUGAAGGUACUAAUCUCCCUGGUGAUGCUUGUUUAGUUCUUACUUCCGAUCCGAAGCCUCGAUUACGAUGGACUGCUGAGCUCCAUGAGAGAUUCGUUGAUGCGGUUACUCAGUUGGGUGGCCCUGACAAAGCAACUCCAAAGACUAUUAUGAGAACAAUGGGGGUAAAAGGCCUCACACUCUAUCAUUUGAAGUCUCAUCUACAGAAAUAUCGGUUGGGGAAGCAAUCAUGCAAGGAAUUCACUGACAACUCCAAGGAUGCUUCUUGUGCGGCAGAAAGUCAGGGUACUGGUUCAUCAUCAUCGUCAUCCUCAUCAAGAUUGAUGGCCAAAGACAUAAAUGAUGGUUAUCAGGUUACUGAGGCACUACGACUCCAAAUGGAAGUCCAAAGAAAGCUGCAUGAACAGCUAGAGGUCCAGCGUCAUCUCCACAUUCGGAUUGAAGCGCAAGGCAAGUACUUACAAUCCAUACUUGAAAAAGCCUGCAAAGCUCUCAAUGAGCAGACCCUGGCAUCAGGUGGGGUUGAAACUGCUAGGCAAGAGCUCUCUGGACUGGCAGUCAAGGUCUCCAAUGACUAUCUAGGCAUGGUCCCACUUGACACACUUAAAAUGCCUACUCUGUCCGAGAUUGCGGCGGCUUUGGAAGAGAAAUCUGCUUCUAAUGGGCUGGCAAGAAUUGGAGAUUGUUCUGUUGAAAGCUGCCUGACAUCGACUGGGAGUCCAGUAUCUCCCAUGGCUAUUGCCAUGAAGAAAAGAUCUCGGCACAUCUCGGCCACAGGGGAUUCGUUGCCCUGGGAUAGUGAUAUGCGGGAAGAUGUCGAGUGGAUGAUGACCAGUAUUUGAUGAAAGAAAGGGCCAAGCCCCCAAAGUAAAUGCCUCUUUUGUGGCAAUUAAACUGACCGAUCAAUCUGUUAUCCCACGUGUAACACCAGUAGUCUGUAUAUUCUCUAAUCAGAUCCUUGUACUUAAGGGACACCUCUCAGUUGGAAUUUAAGUUUGGCAUCCUUUUAUGCCUAGAAGUAACAGAAUCAAGAAAAUUUCUAGUCA
Telopea speciosissima is the source of this 1330-nucleotide messenger RNA. Its product is annotated as protein PHR1-LIKE 3-like. NCBI's taxonomy places the organism in Eukaryota, Viridiplantae, Streptophyta, Magnoliopsida, Proteales, Proteaceae. Bases 224 to 1126 code for a protein of 300 amino acids. The record is from RefSeq and is a predicted model, not a curated record. The transcript is spliced from 7 exons. Gene Ontology annotation, molecular function: DNA binding; DNA-binding transcription factor activity.